Saprolegnia diclina VS20 is the source of this 1334-nucleotide messenger RNA. Its product is annotated as tRNA methyl transferase. Bases 17 to 1303 code for a protein of 428 amino acids. The record is from RefSeq and is a predicted model, not a curated record. Gene Ontology annotation, biological process: tRNA wobble position uridine thiolation. Lineage: Eukaryota; Oomycota; Saprolegniomycetes; Saprolegniales; Saprolegniaceae. The transcript is spliced from 6 exons. Gene Ontology annotation, molecular function: sulfurtransferase activity.
CAAACGCGAUUUCGCCAUGCUUCGACGCAGCUUGGCGCGCCUCCCGCUCCGGCGGCUCGUCCAUCAUGCUGCGACAACGACGCCCAAGAAGACGGUUGUCGUGGGCAUGUCGGGCGGCGUCGACUCGUCCGUGACCGCGUACCUCCUGCACCAAGACAAAUCGCUGCAUGUGGUCGGCCUGUACAUGAACAACUGGGACAGCUCGGACGAGGAGGGCAAGGCCACGUGCCCCGCCGAUAUGGACUACGAGCUCGUGCGCCAAGUGUGCGACGAGAUCGGCAUCGAGUGCGCGCGCGUCGACUUUGUCCAAGAGUACUGGAACAACGUGUUUGAGCCGUGCUUGGACCAGUACGCCAAGGGCUUGACGCCCAACCCUGACGUGCUCUGCAACCGGGAAAUCAAGUUUGACGUCUUUGCCAAGCACGCACUCGCCCUCGGCGCCGACUACAUUGCGACGGGGCACUACGCGCAGCUCAAGCGACUGCCCGACGGCACCAACGCGCUCUACGCGGCCGUCGACGGCAACAAGGACCAGAGCUACUUUCUCUCACACGUCACGGGCGCCCAGUUCCAGCGCGUCAUGUUCCCGCUCGGUGGUCUCUGCAAGCCGCGCGUCCGAGAGAUCGCCGCCGAAGCGAACCUCUGCACGGCCGCCAAGAAGGACAGCGUGGGCAUUUGCUUUAUCGGGAAGCGCUCGUUUGGCUCAUUCCUCUCGCAGUAUGUACCGCCUCGCACAGGCUCGUUCGUCUCGGUUGUCGACGAGCAGCAAAUGCACGCCCAUGACGGCUACAGCGCGUAUACGAUCGGACAAGGCGCCAAAGUCUCGGGGCUUCCCGCAAAAUGGUUUGUCGUGGGCAAGCGCGACGAAGAUGCCGCAGUCUUCAUCGCCCCCGGGACGCACCACCCGGCGCUCUUCUCGGACGAGGUGUUUGUCCGCGCGUCUGCCUUCAACUGGAUCCAAGGCCACGCCCCGGCGGCGUUGACCAAUGAUGGCAGUCUGCGCUGCCAGUACCGAGCUCGGUAUCGCCAACCAUUGGCGCACUGCACCAUUUCGAUGGCGUCCAUGGACGAUGUCACGUCUGGUCUGAGCGUCUACCAGCCGACGGCGAUCGCGCCGGCCGAUGAACCGUAUUUGCGCGUGCAGUUUGACGUGCCGCAGCGGGGUGUCGCGCCCGCGCAGUCGCUCGUUUUGUACGAAGACGACGGUCUUUGCUACGGCGGUGGUCCCAUUCUCGGCGCAGGACCUUCGUACUGGGAGCAGCAAAAGCCGCUGCCGUCGCCCCUCUUUGACUGGAGCAUGUAAGACAAAUGCAAUUCCUUUUCUUCGAGACAAG